Molecule: messenger RNA, 1815 nt
Organism: Myxocyprinus asiaticus (Chinese sucker)
Lineage: Eukaryota; Metazoa; Chordata; Actinopteri; Cypriniformes; Catostomidae
Gene: colgalt2a
Product: collagen beta(1-O)galactosyltransferase 2a
Exons: 12
Coding region: 1-1815 (604 amino acids)
Molecular function (GO): procollagen galactosyltransferase activity
Source: RefSeq, a predicted model, not a curated record
AUGACAGACAUGAGAUGCACUGUAAAGCUUCUCUUUGGAGCAUUACUGAUAAAGACAUGGCUCGGCUUUAUCAAUACACUCAUUGACAUAGAACCUGUUCUGCACGAGUCAUCUCUUCUCAAGCCCAAAGUAGUCAUUGCUAUUUUGGCCCGGAACGGUGAACACAGUCUUCCCUAUUUUCUAGGAUGUAUUGAGAGACUGGACUAUCCUAAGGACCGCAUCUCCAUCUGGGCUGCUACUGACCACAAUAUUGACAACACCACAGCAAUGCUGCAUGAAUGGCUCUCUAGAGUGGAGAAUUUGUAUCACUCGGUACAACUGCAGAACAUGGAGCAAGAGAUGAGAUUCUAUAAGGAUGAACUGGGCCCCAAGCACUGGCCUGAGUCUCGGUUCACCCAUGUGAUGAAGCUGAGACAGGCUGCACUCACAUCAGCCAGGGCACAGUGGGCAGACUACAUCCUGUUCGCAGACAGUGAUAACUUGCUGACAAACACUCAAGUGCUGAAUCAGCUGAUUGCUGAGAAUCUGACGCUGGUUGCUCCAAUGCUGGAGUCAAAAACACUCUAUUCAAACUUCUGGUGUGGCAUGACCCCACAGGGGUAUUAUAAGAGAACACCACAAUACGUACCCAUUCGAAACUGGAAGCGAAAUGGUUGCCACCCGGUUCCCAUGAUUCAUUCUACUGUGCUGAUAGACCUACGUCGCAGUGCAAGUGCAGCUCUGGCCUUUUACCCUGUCCACCAUUACUAUCUCUGGGCUUUGGAUGAUAUCAUGGUCUUUGCCUUCUCUGCAAGACAAGCAGGUGUGCAGAUGUUCAUAUGUAACAAAGAGCAUUAUGGGUACCUGCCGCUGCCUUUGAAUUCGAAGCAAAGUCUUGAGGAAGAGAUGGAGAGCUUCAGCCACACUGUCACAGAAGCAUUAAUUGACUUCAAAAUGGAGACUUCACGUUAUCUGCAUGUUCCUUCCAAACCCAAAGACACCAUGGCUUUUAAUCAGGUUUAUCUGAUUAAUCUGAAGCGUCGGGCAGAUCGCAGAGAUCGUAUGCUGCACUCAUUUGAAGUGCUGGGAAUAGAUGUCACCCUCACCGAUGCAGUGGAUGGCAAAGCGUUGAAUUCCUCUCAGCUGAGGGCUUUAGGAAUUGAGAUGCUGCCUGGUUACAAAGAUCCUUACUCUAAACGUGUACUUACCAAGGGUGAAAUUGGUUGCUUCCUCAGUCAUUACAACAUCUGGAAAAAGGUGGUGGAGCUUCGGCAACAGCAGGUACUUGUAAUGGAGGAUGAUGUGAGGUUUGAGCCCAACUUCAAGAGCCGCCUCAACACCAUCAUGGAGGAUAUAAAACAAUCAGGUCUUGAAUGGAACUUAAUUUAUGUGGGCCGUAAACGAUUACAAAUUAAGCAUCCAGAGCAUUUAGUGGAGGGAGUGAAGAAUCUGGUGAGCCCAGAUUACUCUUAUUGGACACUGGGCUAUGCCCUUUCACUGCAGGGUGCCAAGAAGCUUCUGGAAGCCCAGCCCCUCAGCAAGAUGAUGCCGGUGGAUGAAUUCCUUCCUGUUAUGUUUAACAAGCACCCCAAGGAGGAGUAUAUGGAUCACUUUAAACAGAGAAACUUGAGGGCUUUCUCUACAGAACCCCUGCUCCUCUUUCCCACACACUACACUGGGGAGCCGGGGUAUUUUAGCGACACAGAGACCUCCACCAUCUGGAAUGAUGAGACUGUGGCCACUAACUGGGACCAUCAUCAUGUCCGUGGAGACCGCAGUCGUGGUGAUAAGACCCCCACACCCAUCUCUGAGAAUAGUCCAAAAGAUGAACUUUGA